AUGGGAAAAUAUUUCGAAACCAAAGUUGUAUUGAAAAAAUUAGCACAUACAUCAGAAUUGAAAGCAUUUGAUGAAAUGCUUUGCGAAAAUAAGAAUUUACAAUUUCUUUGUAAAAAUAAUUUGAAAAUAAAUAAUCACAGUUCUCAAGUUGAUUUUUAUGAAUUAGUUAAAAGAAAAUUAAUCUCUAGUUUUACGCAAGAUGAUAAUAGUCUUUUAAGGCUUUGUCCAAAACCACUUUUGCUUCAGAUAUUACCUGAAAGCAAAGGAUGGCCAGUUCCAAAAUAUUUAGGCUCUUGUGGAAGAAUCAUUGUUGAAGAAUAUGUAGGAUUACCAAUUGUAACAUAUUAUGAUGCACCUUGGAUUUAUAGAGCAAAGAUAGUUUCAAGUCUUUUAAAUGCUGCAUAUAUGUUUACGUUUAAGAAUAAAGAUUUCGGAUUUUAUUUGACUGAUAUUUCUAUAGAUAACAUAGCAAUUAAUUCAGAUGGCAUUGCCAAAUUCAUUGAUUUAGAAAAUAUCAUUGUUAUUCAUAAUUCUAUAUAUAUUUUAGAUAAAUCUACAACAUGGUAUAAAAUACAAGAGAAUACGAUUGAUAUUAAUUGCUUAAAUUGUUUUUCCUUCUCUUCUAUAGAUAUUUGCAAUCAUCAAUUAAGUGAUCACAAUUAUUAUGCUAUUUGUCGGAUCUUAUUGUCACCAAAAACUAGUGAUACUUUAAUUCCUGGUGGCUUUUUACAUGACAUACCCAAUAAUAUUUUACAACAAUAUCCAGAUUUGGAAUAUUUAAUAAAGCAAUGUGCUAUACUAUCAUAG
Vespa mandarinia (Asian giant hornet) is the source of this 807-nucleotide messenger RNA. RefSeq names its product divergent protein kinase domain 2A. NCBI's taxonomy places the organism in Eukaryota, Metazoa, Arthropoda, Insecta, Hymenoptera, Vespidae. The record is from RefSeq and is a predicted model, not a curated record.